AUGGCUCCUUCCAAUCUCCUCCUCCUCCUGCUUGCAACUGCAACUCCGUUGAUCACCGGGCAGCUCUUCGACUACCCGACGGCCAACCUCUCAACGAUGUGGACCAACAACAACGCCUCCCUCAAGCACAGCAUCACCUACGCCGAUGGCUCCGUCGUACGGGCCAUUGUUCUCCGGUCACCAAAGACCACCCUCUAUGGUCCUUCUUUCGCCGCAGGGUUCUUCUGCCCCUCCGCACCCUGCGACACUGGUGCUUUCCUGUUUGCCGUCUUCAUCGUCUACACCAACAGUGGUGCCGGCAUCACCUCUGUAACCAAUGGCAUUCCGCAGGUGGUCUGGUCCGCUAACCGGAUCCACCCAGUUAAGGAGAACGCCACCCUCGAGCUUACUGGGGAUGGCAACCUGAUCCUCCGUGAUGCUGAUGGCGUUGGCGUCUGGUCGAGCGGCACUGCAGGCAGGUCCAUUGCUGGCAUGAUGAUCACAGAGCUGGGCAACCUGGUGCUGUUUGAUCAGAAGAAUGCAACAGUAUGGCAGUCGUUUGAACAUCCGACUGAUGCGCUUGUCCCUGGGCAGUCACUACUGGAAAGCAUGAGGCUCACUGCAAAUACAUCUGCAACAAACUGGACUCAGAAUCAGCUGUAUAUAACUGUUCUCCAUGAUGGAUUGUAUGCCUACGUUGAUUCCACACCACCACAGCCCUACUUCUCAAAAUUGGUGAACAAAAACAAGACAGGAAACCAUCCGACACAGUUUACCUUAACAAAUGGCAGCUUCAGUUUCUUUGUACAGUCCACGCCAGAUCCAUAUUCAAGUAUCACAUUGCCAGCAGCCAAGUCUACCCAGUACAUGAGAUUUGAAAAUGACGGACACCUGAGGCUGUACGAAUGGUCUGGCACUGAAGCAAAGUGGGUCAUGGUGUAUGAUGUGAUCAAGAUGUUUCCUGAUGAUGACUGUGCUUUCCCAACGGUCUGUGGGGAGUACGGGGUAUGCACAGGAGGGCAAUGCAGCUGCCCCUUCCAGAGUAACUCUACUUCAAGCUACUUCAAGCUAAUCGACAGGUGGAAGCCGAAUAUUGGUUGCACGCCUCUGACUCCAAUCUCCUGUCAAGCAAUUCAACGCCAUGAGCUCUUGACCCUAAAAGAUGUUUCAUACUUUGAUACAAAUACAAGCCACACCAUUGCAAAUGCUAGAAACAGCGAUGACUGUAAGCAAGCGUGCCUGAAAAAUUGUUCCUGCCAGGCCGUGAUGUUCACAUAUGGACAGAACGAAUCCAAUGGUGACUGCCUGUGGGUCACGAGGGUUUUCUCCUUGCAAUCAAUACAACCUCAGAUUCUUCAUUACAACUCCUCUGCUUACCUCAAGGUGCAGCUUAGCCCCUCCCCUUCUGCAACUACUGCAAAUAAAAAGAAGGCAAUUUUAGGCGCUAUAAUUGGAGGUGUUACUGGUAUUGUACUGGUUCUCAUUGUUGUCACUCUUUAUGUACAAAGGAGGAGGAAGUACCAUGAGAUAGAUGAAGAAUUUGAUUUUGAUCAAUUGCCGGGCAAACCAAUGAGGUUUUCUUAUGCAAAGUUGAGAGAAUGCACCGAAGACUUCAGUCAAAAGCUCGGGGAAGGUGGAUUUGGUUCAGUUUUUGAAGGGAAAUUAAAUGAAGAGAGAGUGGCCGUGAAACGUUUGGAGAGCGCUAGACAAGGGAAAAAAGAAUUCCUGGCAGAGAUUGAAACAAUUGGUAGCACUGAGCACAUCAAUCUUGUCAGGCUGGUAGGAUUCUGUGUAGAGAAAGCACAUAGACUUCUAGUAUAUGAAUAUAUGCCUAGAGGUUCCCUUGACCGGUGGAUAUAUUACCGCCACAAUAAUGCCCCUCUUGAUUGGAGCACCAGGUGUAGGAUCAUUCUGGAUAUUGCCAAGGGCCUAUGCUAUCUUCAUGAGGAGUGCCGGAGAAAAAUUGCUCAUUUGGACAUUAAACCACAGAAUAUUCUGUUAGAUGACAACUUCAAUGCUAAAUUGGCUGAUUUUGGAUUAUCCAAGCUCAUAGACAGGGAUCAAAGCAAAGUAGUGACUGUGAUGAGAGGCACACCUGGGUAUCUGGCGCCUGAAUGGUUAACGUCGCAAAUCACCGAAAAAGUUGAUAUUUACAGCUUUGGAGUUGUUAUGGAAGUAAUAUGUGGAAGAAAAAAUAUCGAUAAUUCUCAGCCUGAGGAAAGCAUCCAUCUGAUCAAUUUGUUACAAGAAAAGGCUCAAAAUAACAGGCUGAUUGAUAUGAUUGACAAACAAAGUCAUGACAUGGUCACACACCAGGAUAAAGUUAUUCAGAUGAUGAAGCUUGCAAUGUGGUGCUUGCAACAUGAUAGCAGUCGAAGGCCAUUGAUGUCAACGGUAAUAAAGGUACUGGAAGGUACAAUGACCGUAGAAACUUCCAUAGAUUACAAUUUCUUCAGUUCAGAUCCAGUAUUGUCUGUUCAAAGUGAUCAAUCAGCAUAUUCAGCUCCACCACUGGCAUCAAUCUUAUCUGGUCCAAGAUGA
Molecule: messenger RNA, 2520 nt
Organism: Miscanthus lutarioriparius
Lineage: Eukaryota; Viridiplantae; Streptophyta; Magnoliopsida; Poales; Poaceae
Source: the annotation of a GenBank genome assembly